CGACAAGCCACCCUGCAGCGCGCUAGCUCCUACUUAGCGUCCAGCAGCCUCUCGGCCCCCAAACUCAUCGCGUCCCCGCAUCCAAGAAAUGCAGCUUCCCGUCAUGGGCACCGAGGCGGGCGUGCAGCGUCGUCGGUGGCGCAUUAGGAAUCCAGCGGCAGUCCGGCGCGCGGAGGCAGCCUCGGCAACACAGGUUGGGCCUUGACGGAAUGCUUCAUUAAGCACGCUCCAGCUGCGGGCCAUCACCGACCACCACCCACCUGCAUCUUGUCAGACCCGACUCCCGCAGCGAGGAUCCAGGAAGUGGCCUGACUACCACUUGCAAACCCUUUCUUUCUCCCGUACCUACUUAGGUACCUAAGAUACCCUUGAUCAACAAUGUCCGACUCCGACUCCGACGCUCGGCCAACCCUCCUCCGAAUCCCGGGCGAGAUCCGCAACAACAUCUACGCCCACCUCCUCCUCUUCCCGCACCCGGUGCACAUCUACCGCUGGCAGCCCAACAACAACAACAACAACAACAACAACAACAACAGCAGCAGCAGCAGCAGCAGCAGCAGCAGAAGAGACACCACCACCACCACCCGAAACAAACACAAACACAAACACAAACAUAACCCGUCCUCGUCGUCGUCCUCCUCCUCCUCCUCAAAAAAGAACCACCACCGCUCCCUCUCCACCACGCUUCUCCCCCUCCUCCUCACAUGCCGCCAAACUCACGGGGAAGCGACCGCCCUCUUCUACGCACACAACCGCUUCGGCCUGCCCCCGACCGUGCUCCGGCACGCCCCGCGCCAGACCCAGCUCAACCUCCUCUUCCGCCACUUCCUCGACCGCGUCGGCCCGCGCAACGCCGCCCUGCUCCGCCAUCUGGUCAUUCCCUUCCCCGUUUCCUUGCCCUUGCCCUUCGCUGCCGUGGGGGCCGAAACGCGCGACCGCGACCGCGGGUAUAAUAAUAAUACUAGUAGCGAUGGAUGGGGGAAUGAUCACGACUAUGGCCAUGGGUACGGGUAUCAUGGGGGCUCGAGCGCGGUCCUCCUCCUCCUCCCCCUCCUCCUCUCGGCGCUGCGGCAGCGCUGUCCGAACCUGGAGUCGCUUGAAUUUGAUCUCCGGUGGGAUAGGGCGGCGGUGAUGCAGUUGAUGGUUGCUGCGCACAGGCCGGCGUGGCUGCUGGGCGGGGGGUUGGGUGAUGAUGAGGGGGAUGGGGAUGGGGAUGGGGAUGGGGCGAGGCCGGUGCGGGUGGCGGUGUGUCUUGGUUAUGAUUACAGUGGUCACUAUUCGGAGAAGUCUGGCGGAGAGGAGGAGGAGGAGGAGGCGGCGGGUCGUCGUCGUCGUGGGCGGAGGAUGUCGCCAUCCGAGGUGAGGUGGAAGCGCAUGAAUCGGGUUGUUGAGGAGGGGUUGGGGUGGCGGGUUGUUGUGAGGAGUUGCAAAGACGAUGAGGAGGAAGAGAAGGAGGAGGAGGCGCUACUGGAAGGAGUACUGAAACAACCGGAAGGCAGCAGCAGCAGCUCGGACUGGUACCCUCGCGAAGCGCGCGAUCCGAGGGCGGCGGUCGUGUGGGCGCUGUCUGAGAGAGUGCUGCAGUCGGAGGUGCACAGCCGGUGGCCCGGGGUGGAUUGGGCGAAGUCCAAGCUCCAGAGCGUCCCGGAAUGGCUGUACGAGGAGUACCAACGAUGGAGGCAUACUAUGGCCCUGAAAUCCAUGUACGUGCGCGUUCGCUGGUGCAACCUGGAGGCUCUGCAUCUCGACGCUGUCGUGCCCAGGCUGGCAAAGCCCAAGGGGGGCAUUCGUGGCAUCUUUGGAUUUCGUCGUCGACGACGCUCCGACGAGUGAUGAGACGCUCGCGUUUGUCUUUUUCUUUCUCGUUCUACAAGCUACUACUGC
This is a messenger RNA of Chaetomium strumarium, 1884 nucleotides long. RefSeq lists its product as uncharacterized. Lineage: Eukaryota; Fungi; Ascomycota; Sordariomycetes; Sordariales; Chaetomiaceae. The coding region runs from base 379 to 1833 and encodes 484 amino acids. The record is from RefSeq and is a predicted model, not a curated record. The transcript is spliced from 2 exons.